AUGUCCCCCGCCUCUGCGCCGACCUCGACCCGUCCCAGCCCGUCCCCUCCUUCCCCUCUCCCCCGGGUCCCCUUACCAACGUGCCCCGCCGCUUACUUUGUUUACCCCCCGCCCGACACCCAACCCUACCCUUCGCAGGACCGAGCAUCCCUCCCCCCCUCACACCCAUUUGACGACCCAAGGCCUCCUCCACCUGGUCUUAGCCCCCUGAAGCCGCUCCCCGGGACACCCCGUCCCAGCCACCUACCCCCCCCGCGCCUUGCCCCCCCACCCCCCAUCGACUCCACCCCCGCCACCCCCCACUACCCCCCCCCCCCCCCCCUUAGGACCCCCUCCCCGUCCCCCCGCCCCCGCUGA
Knipowitschia caucasica is the source of this 357-nucleotide messenger RNA. NCBI's taxonomy places the organism in Eukaryota, Metazoa, Chordata, Actinopteri, Gobiiformes, Gobiidae. The record is from the annotation of a GenBank genome assembly.